Molecule: messenger RNA, 1296 nt
Organism: Oldenlandia corymbosa var. corymbosa
Lineage: Eukaryota; Viridiplantae; Streptophyta; Magnoliopsida; Gentianales; Rubiaceae
Source: the annotation of a GenBank genome assembly
ACCCCAUCACCAAAAUGCAUGGAUUUCUUCAAUUUUUUCUCAUCAAAUUACGUAAUCCAAAUCUCUUCAUCUUCCAACACACACACACACUCACGUAGUACUAUUUCACACUAACGCCAACACCGCCUCCUCUUAAAUUAAACUAAACGUAUUAAAAAUCCGAUCUCUUUCUUUCGCGCAUUUAUUCUGAUUUUAGUCUUCUACACGUAAUAACCCGGGACAAAUUGGAGAUCAAUCCUUUUCUUUUUCCCCUUCAUUUCUCUAUCUGGAUUCCCCCGAAUUGAAGUGUAUGUGAACGGAAAACAUGGAAAUUUCUUCAUCUCUUUUCACCGGCCCCUUGUUCUCAACCAUCGUUACAAUCUGCAUUCUGAUCCUGCUUUAUUUCCCCAGUCUUUUUCUCGGCAUCAUUUUCUCCCCUGUUUUGAUCUCAACUUCAAUUCUCUUGCUCUCCCUUCUUAGACUCGGCGCUAUCCAAAAGGAAAACAGAGUUUCUGAUGUUGAUCCAGUUCCCGAGGAACAAACCGACGAUGAUUGCAAAAGGGUCUCUUCAAAGCCCAGCGAAUCCUACGUUUCCGGGUCGGGUUCCUGCGAUAAUCACGAACAGAGCCAGUUGAUUAACAAUGAUUCUUUUGUUGGAUGGGAUGUUACGGCGCCAUUGGAAGUAAUCUAUGAAGGCUACGAAGGUCAAGGAGACGAAAGCGACGACGUUUCGGACGAAAUGGGAGAAUCCCGCAUGGCUAACCUUGAGAGGUACGCUUCCCUGUCGAAGUUCUACCCGGAGACUGAUUCGGAAUCAUCGCUGGAUGAAGAAUUCCCGGCGAGCAGAGGUUGGGAUCUGUCGGAAAAUAUUGGUUUCCGUUGGGAGCGAGAGGAUAGAGAUGGGAUGAUAGAGAUCGAACUGGAUGGAAAGGGUUAUAGUGAUGCCGAGGAUGAAGACGAUGAUAAUUUAAUCGAGAUCGACCUUCAUCCGGCGAGUAUACCGGCGACGUGUUAAGUUACUCCGGCUGAAAAAAUCAUGGGUUUUCCGAUGAGGUUUAGAUUACGUGUAACCUUGGUUAAUGGAAAAGACAUUAAUCAUGAAUAGUCUAGUAAGUAGGAUUAGAGGUUUCUAUGAGGUUUUUUGGGUUUGGGUAAAUACAGAGUUUUAUUGUGAAUUAGAACAUUGUUAAGAGUGCAUAAUUCUACUGUAAACGAGGGAAUUUCGAAUGACUUUUAAAGUUUUUUUUUUGGCACUCUUAGUCCCCGAAUGUUUGGGAUUCAACAAGUUUCACCUAAAAUAUUUUAAACUUCGCAUAC